GAUAGUAACACUCAAAGUACAAACAACGAGGAGAUGACUUCUGUAGCAGUGGUCUGAACCAGCCGAAUCUCACACGGUCUAGUUAGAGAAGGAGACCUGCGCCGUGCGUCGGAAUUUCAGCUACCCCCUGAGGGGGGUGGGGGUGUUUGCUUUACCUGGCCAGCCUGAGACGCAGAGCUGAUGGAGAGAGGCUGGGCUGAGUGCGGUGCCACUCUAGAGCGCUGUUGAACAGAGAGCUUCAUUCAGCUCAUAGACUCUGCUGAAGGGGAGCGGUCUUUUUCACCGACCUGUGUGAUUCUUGUGUGCUUUUAGGAGUAAUUCGAGGGCUAUUUUAGACGCAACAAACCGUGCGGUUUGUUAAGAAGAGACCGAAACCAUCUGUGAUUUUUUAUUGUGUGUCUCUUAGACGCAGCAUGGGGAUGUAACUGGGUUCAUCAUGCAUCUGGAAGUGGCGUGAGGUUACCACCAGCCCGAGAAGAGCAAACUGCUGGGGCGUGUGGUUAAUUGAAAUUGAUCCGGUGGUCUUUAUUUUUUAUUUUUUAAUUUAUUUAUUUUUGGAUGUGAAGCUGUAGCAGAGGUUCUUUCUCCUCUCCUCUCCUCCUCCCCAUUCCUCUCACCUCCAACAUGACUUCACUGUCGGGGACUAAGGAGAGGUCUGUGAGCAGCCGGAGCAGAAAAUAUGGGGUCCCUGACACAUCGCCGACCAAAUCUUCCUCCUUCUUCCCGGACACAUGGUACCGAAAAGCCUAUGAUGAGACCACCCGCUCCGGUACACGCCCCGCCCCGGAGGGUGCUGGCUCCAUGCCCAGCUCCACGGGAACACCAUCCCCAGGCUCAGGAAUCUCCUCACCAGGAUCCUUCUCUGGGUCACCUGGGACCAUCUCCCCAGGCAUUGGGACAGGAUCACCCGGUUCGCUAGGUGGCUCACCAGGUUUUGGGACAGGAUCGCCGGCCUCAGGCAGUGGAAGUUCCCCUGGAAGUGAAAGAGGGAUAUGGUGUGAGAACUGCAAUGCAAGGCUGACAGAGCUGAAACGACAGGCACUAAAACUGCUCAUCCCUGGACCUUAUUCCAGCAAGGAUCCCUCAUUCUCGCUCCUUCUCCAUGAUAAACUUCAGGUGCCCAACAGUUCUCGCCGGGCGUGGAACGAGCGUGACAGUCGAUGCGAUGUCUGCGCCACCCACCUUACUCAGCUCAAACAGGAAGCUGUGCGGAUGGUUCUGACUCUCGACCAGUGGGAUUUAUCUCCAGCCUCUUCCCCUCCAGCCCUGAGUGGACGAUAUGGGUCUCAAGCACCUCCGGGUCCGUCAUCAGGAGCACCAGGAGGGCCUCUGUCACGUGAAUGGCCUCCCUUUCUCCCUUCCUCUUCCUCCCCCUCAGCUGCUGCUGCUGCUGCUUCUCAGCCUGCCCACACAUCCUCUCAAUCCCCUUCUCCGGUUCCCAGCCAGACCCCAACACCAAGCCCUAGCCAUGGAUCAUGCAGUCCGCAAUCUCAAGGUGCAGGGCAUAGACUGGGGUCCAAGCCCAGCUCUCUGGGCCUCGGAGGUGGAGUGGACAGAAGAAACGGGUCCCCUAGUUCAGGAAAGACAUCUGGUGGGCAGCAGCAGCCAGUGACUGGAGUAAACAGCCCUGGAAAUAAUGGUGGUAGCAGCAGUAAUAAUGGGACUGGAGCAGUACUGAGCACGGCAGCUCUGCAGGCACAUCAGCACCUGAACAGAACGAAUGGAGGAGUCACACUCUAUCCAUAUCAGAUCUCCCAGAUGAUCUCAGAAGUCUCCAGAGAGGGAAUUACCGAAGCUGCCCUGAACCGCUACAACACACACUCGCCCUCACACACAAAUUCAUCAUCACAUACAAACUCUCCCUCUCACACUCCAGCUGCAACCACCACAGCAGCGACUGCCACCUCCGCCGCUGCCUCUUUCUUUGCCAGAGCUGCUCAGAAGUUGAGCUUAGCGUCCAAAAAGAAGAAGCAGAAGACGGCUGCGCUCACAGCUACAGUGACAUCAUCGCCAUCAUGUGACCCACCCCUAUUUCCCACCAAUUUUAGCUCCACCCUGUUGAUGGCUCCUCCCCCAGCUCCACCUUGUCUCCUCCGUGCAGCAAACAAAAUCAAAGAUACUCCUGGACUUGGAAAGGUGAAAGUGAUGGUGAGAGUUUGCCCGGUGUCUCAGUCUGAUGCAGCCGAGUCCAGUUCCUUUCUCAAAGUGGAUCCCAGGAAGAAACAAAUCACCAUCAUGGACCCAUCAGCAAAUCAGACGCAAAGUGCUGCCUCUCAGAAAAGGGCCGGAGCCAAUCAGGUCCCACCAAAGAUGUUCACUUUUGAUGCAGCGUUCCCUCCUGAUGCAUCACAGGCGGAAGUGUGUGCAGGAACAGUUGCUGAGGUCAUUCAGUCGGUAGUGAACGGAGCAGAUGGCUGUGUCUUCUGCUUUGGACACUCUAAACUGGGUAAAUCUUACACGAUGAUCGGCCGCGAUGACUCUCUUCAGACUCUGGGUAUAAUCCCCUGUGCCAUUUCCUGGUUGUUUAAGCUCAUCAACGAGCGAAAAGAGAAAACUGGUGCACGCUUCUCCGUCCGCGUCUCUGCAGUUGAGGUUUGGGGAAAAGAGGAGAACCUUAAAGACUUGUUAUCUGAAGUGGCUACAGGCAGCUUACAGGAUGGGCAGUCACCUGGGGUCUACCUGUGUGAGGACCCCAUUUGUGGCAUGCAGCUGCAGAACCAGUCUGAGCUCCGCGCUCCAACACCAGAAAAGGCAGCCUGGUUCCUGGAUGCAGCCAUAGCAGCUCGCCAUAGUAGCCAACGCUCCAACACCACUGAAGAAGAGCACAGGAAUUCACAUAUGCUCUUUACAUUACACAUAUAUCAGUAUCGCAUGGAAAAGACGGGAAAAGGAGGAAUGUCAGGAGGUCGCAGUCGCCUCCACCUGCUGGACCUGGGCAGCUGUGAUGUUAAAGUACUCGGAGGAGGAGGAGGUGGGAAAAGCAGGGAGAACUCUUCACCCAGCUCGGCUCCUCUGUGCCUUUCGCUGUCUGCACUCGGCAAUGUGAUUCUGGCCCUGGUCAAUGGAAGCAAACACAUCCCAUAUAAGGACAGAAAGCUGACCAUGUUGCUAAGGGAGUCGCUAGGCAACAUGAACUGCCGGACCACCAUGAUUGCUCACAUCUCUGCCUCACCUAGAGAUUUCUCAGAAACCCUCUCCACUAUUCAGAUUGCUUCCCGGGUGCUCCGCAUGAAAAAGAAGAAAACUAAAGUCACAGUGCAAUACACAUCCAGCUCCUCUGGGGGAGAAAGCUCCUGCGAGGAGGGUCGCAUGCGUCGUCCGACCCACCUGCGACCUUUCCAUCACCGUGGUGACCCUGACUCUGACCUUCCGCUGCUGCGACUCUCCAGUGACCCCGACGAAUACUCCAGCAGCGAGCAGUCAUGCGACACAGUCAUCUACGUGGGUCCGAAUGGAGCAGCUGUGUCAGACAGAGAGCUAACGGACAAUGAGGGACCCCCAGAAUUUGUACCAAUUAUUCCUGCGUUGCUUCGAGGUAAAACUUCAGAGCAAAGCCAAAAUCAGGCAGCAGGGGCACAGAACAAGGUGCAGUCUCAGCCAGACGAGCAGCCCAGUGGCCCCUCACAACCUUUGUCUCAAGCCUCUCAGUCUCUACUUGGUCAGCCGCUGGCUCCUGUCCCAGAGGAAGGAGCUGAAUGCCUGAAGUGCAACACCUUUGCUGAGCUGCAGGAGAGAUUGGACUGCAUCGAUGGCAGCGAGGAGGUGGCAAAGUUUCCCUUUGAAGAGGCUCCAGCUAUCAAACAAGGGGUCAAACAAGAGGCAUGUCCAUCUUCAUCUGUUCCAGCUGCUGCUCCUGCUCCAGCCCCUCCAGCUGUGUUGGAUACAGAAGCCAAAACAGAACCUGCGUGUGAUGUAGGAGGGGCUGUGCAGGUGUCCAGGAGGAGGACCAAUGACCAGCAGCUGCAGGAGAUCAAGGAGGUGGUGGAGGAGGCUGAGCUGGCCCAGACAAUGAUCCACAGCUUGACUCAGAGUUCUGGCUGCCCAACAGUUACGAGUACCAGAAGCAUUACAGGAAGCAGCAGCAUCACCUCUAACCCACUGCACAGAGCCAAGAACUCCCACCUACAUGACAGUCAUGAGAAUCUGAAUGUGGCGGGCGGCAAUUGUGAGGGGAAGUCACGACCUCUAGGAUCACCACGUCUUGGAAUUGCCAGCCUGACCAAAACCUCAGAGUACAGGCCUCCAUCAUCCCCAUCCCAGCGGUGCAAAGUGUAUACCCAAAAGGGUGUCAUUCCAGCAAUGCAGCCUGUAUCCUCAAACACUCAGGAAGGCCAGGCCCCGGAUGCUUUGACGUCAGACAACAGUUUGGCUGCAGACAGUGGUCGUUCCUCCACAGAGUCCCUGCUGUCCAGGAGUUCUCCUGCAGGGAUGAGCCCACAAGUCCGUGAGCCAACUCCAUCGUUAUCUGCCAGCCUGGGCUCAGCUGAGACGCUCUGCGAUGAUGAUGUACCACCAAUACCUUUGGAUAGCAAGGAUGGAGUCUCAGGUUCAGCAGCAUCUGCAGUAACACUUGGACCUCUUGUACUUGGGGAUGAUGAACUGGUGUACACUGUGGUUACUGGAGGUGAGGAGGACCUUGACAUUACUGCUCUCAUUGAGAAUGAAGGCUUGGCUGGUCGUCCAGUAAGCAUCAUCAGCUUCAACAGUGACUGUGGCUCUGCAGCUGCCCUCGCUACUGGCUCUCAACCCAUUUGUACUGCUUUAGAUGGAGUUGUGGAGGAUCACAUGCUUGUAGGUCCUGCAGCAUCUUCGGGGGUUUCAGAUGUUGUUGCCAUGGCAGAGGUGGCAAUGGCCAAGCUGCGGACAGAAGGUGAAUCCUUAGCCACAGGAAUGUCAAACUGUGGUUCACCCAACUCUUCCUGGGUGAGUGAUCUGAGCGCGGGCAGCGAAGCUGAUCAGUCUCUUCAUAGCUUCAGCCAGUCCCAGAGCCAGCAAGGGGAGGCACUGGCUGAUCCUGAUCCCAACUUUGGAAUCGAGACGCUGGAUGGUUAUGAAAAUGGUGGUACCCCAAGAAGAGGGAGUCUGGAAGGAGAAAUGGUUCUGUCAGAGAACCAGAGUGAUAAGGGUACUCCAACUAAAGAAAGGCUGAGAAAACUGCCUCCUUCCAUGGCUAAAACUAACAUACAAAUUCUGGCAGGACCUGGCAACAUGGCUCCUUUCAAGACCAACAUCCUUGUUCACCCAUGUGCAGCUGUCAAACCCAUGGUUGUCCAGGAAGCCACCAUCCUCUCCUCACCUACAAAGGCCAACUUUAUGAAAGAUCCAGUCAAAUCCAGUGCAGCAUUUAUAGCAUCUAUUUCAAGUGAGAUGAGCUUUGAAGACCCCUGGCUGAAACGUGGUACAGAAGAAGGAAAGUCCAAGGAACUAGUGUGUGAAAGGAAACUGGAGAAGAGGGAGGCAGAGCAUUCGAAGGGCCACUCAAUAGAUAAGGCAAAUGGUGGGGGUGGUGAUCGUGGCAGUUCAAGUUCAGGUGGUGAGGUGGUGUCAUCGCCAGACUCUUUUAAGCGAGUGGUGGAUGGUUGUGAGAUGGUGGCUGUUGUUGCCCAAGGUGAAUGCUUGACUAGUAUUUAUAACCCAGAUAUCCACCGUACCGCUAGUCUACCACGCGGAUGGCACCGUGUCAACCGCCAUGACGGCUUAGACAAUGGAAGCGAGUACCGUAAUCUUGGAGUCACCACUUCAACUCCUUGUAGUCCCCGUGCCACACUUGAUCGCUGGGGAUCCAAUGGAAAGCAGGGCUUUUUCUCUCAUAAAAAAGGGGGAAUCCCACCGCUGCCGCCUGUACGAAAGUCCAGUCUAGACCAGCGGAACAGGGCAGCCAGCCCUCUCCAGCAAACCACACAUGGAGUCUCAUCGCAGGGGAACUCGGCAGAUGAUGCAGGGGUAUCUGGCUGUGGCCCUGCAGGAGUAACUCGACAGCGAGGCUCCAGCAUAGACAGUAGUAGGCUUUUCAGUGCCAAGUUGGAGCAGCUUGCCAACAGAACCAACUCUCUGGGCCGAGUCCACAGCUCACACAGUGGUUCCCAUCAUUAUGACUGCUUUUCCUUGGAGAGAGGUGAGAGUCUUAGAGGGGGAGGGGGAGUGAAGGGAGACAGCACCAUGCCUCGCACUGGACGCAGCCUCAACCGUGCUGGAUCACUAUCUUCUUCUUCUGGAAACACCAGCAGCCUUUUUAGUGGCAGUACCAGUCCAAACAGCGCUCCACAGUCACCAGCUAAGACCAGCAGCCAGUCAAAGAUAUCAGCAGUUAGUAAGCUGCUGAUGACCAGCAGUCCCAAGGCCAGGAGUCUGUCUGCCUCCAGCACCAAGACUCUGAGCUUCUCUACUAAGUCUUUAAGCCAAAGCUCCAGCCGGAGCUCCAGCCUUCCUCCUAAUGGAAAGCCCCAGAGUUCAGUCCCGGCCCCUGUGCAGCAGCAGGGACCUGCCCCUGGGUCCUGGUCUACCCAGUCUCUGAGUCGAAGUCGAGGGGGAAGUCUGGCUGCUAAGCUUCCUCUCCGAGCUGUUAACGGUCGAAUCUCAGAGCUACUCCAGGGGAGUGCUGGCUCCCGUUCCAGGAGUCAUGUUCAGGGAGGAGGCACAGAUCCAACAGAGGAAAGAGGGACAAGUGGAGGAGGAGGUGGAGGAGGAGGUGGAGCAGGAGGCGGUGGGGGAGAUAGCCUGGGAGAGGAGAGGGCAGCAGUGGUACAAACACUGCCUUCUCCCUACAGCAAGAUUACAGCUCCCAGAAAACCACACCGCUGCAGUAGCGGCCAUGCUAGUGACAACAGCAGUGUGUUGAGUGGUGAGCUCCCUCCGGCAAUGGGGAAGACGGCUUUGUUUUACCACAGUGGAGGCAGCAGUGGGUAUGAGAGCAUGCUGAGAGACAGCAGUGAGAACACAGGAAGUACCUCCUCUGCUCAGGACUCCCUCAGUGAGCACAGCUCAGCCACCACCUCCUCCCGACGGAGCUCCAGAAGCAGCAAGAAGAGCAGGAGCAACACAGGUCUCCAGCGUCGACGUCUGAUCCCAGCACUAACCUUGGACUCCUCUUCAUCAUCGCCUUCUCACCGUUCCUCCAAACAAGCCAUCACGUCCUCGUCUUCCUCCUCCUCCAGCCCUGGUGCAUGCUGGGUCGACGGGCCACUUGGGCCACCUGCACCCUCAAACCUCCGGGCAGUGACCGCAACAACAGAAACCUUUGAGAUCAAGGUGUACGAGAUAGAUGAUGUUGAACGGCUGCAGAAAAGGAAGGACAAAGGAGGGAGCAAGGAGGUGGUGUAUGUCAGUGCCAAGCUUCGUCUGUUGGAGCACCGCCAGCAGCGAAUCAGUGAAGUCAGAGCCAAGUACCAGUGUCUCAAGAAAGAACUGGAACAAACCAAACAGUACUUGAUGCUGGAGCCACACAAGUGGACCACUGAGUUUGAGCUGCAGCAGGCCUAUGAAGUGGACUCAUUGGAGUAUUUGGAGGCUCUGGAAACAGUGACAGACAAACUGGAGACCAGAGUCAACUUCUGCAAAGCCCAUCUUAUGAUGAUCACCUGCUUUGAUGUGUCCUCAAGGCAUCAGUAGACAGAUGGAGGCGGAGAAGUGGCCUCGACGAUGUCAAUGUCUAGACCAUUCCCCUGACUAAUCAAACACAUUUAGAAAAUCUUUAACUGCAGCUCGACAGUUGGAAGGAUGAACACAGGAAUAGACCGACCGCAUGAUCCUGCAUAUUAUUCCAGCGUCUUGUCCAGAUGUGAGUAAGCAGAAGGCCAGGUGGCCGGAAAAAUCAAAAGAAGAUUUACGGAGAAAAAUUAACAGAAAAACAGACAAGAUUUGUAGAUUUGUUUGCUGGGGCUUGGAAACAACCUCAGAAACUAUCUAAUGGACGGGCUACUUUCAAUCAGAGAAAAUAUGGCUGCCCAAAUAGUGUAUGAGAGUCUAAAAAGACAUGUCAAACCAAGUAACCAGAGAACAAAAUAAUUGGACCGCAGUGACACGCAGUGAGUCAAACUUUGAAAGAAUGUACCGAGAGCAAAAAAAAAGGCUAUAGCUGAACAAAAACUGCCAUUUUGUAAGAAGGAGAAAGCUGAAGUUGAAGUGCAAGAGAAGAAUAAUUUCACAUCUAACACAUUUUGGAAGAACAUUUUUUACAUGGUUAAAAGCCUUUGGCUGUAAAUACGGAGUGCUGACUACAGAGUGGCCUGGUAUUGUUGUGCAGCGACUAAAAGAGACUAACCGAGAGAGAAUGACAAGAGGACGAAGGAAACGAUUUAGAAGUGCCUUGUGAACAUUUCAACAAUACCAAGACCAAGUCUCCUUCUCUCUAAAUUUGUGUACAAGUAAGUAUGGUGCUAGUAUAGAAACAUCCAGAAAAGAUCAGUGUCCUUGGAAGCAGUUUUCAUUUUCUUUUCUAAAUGUGAUGUUUUACUGUGGGUCAGUGUUUCACUAUAUGAUAAACAAACUAAUAAUGUGUGUUUCAAUGUAUGGUCUUUGGUACAUUGAUUAGAGAUCAGAGAAACAACGUUAAAGUGGACCUGUUAUGCUCUUUAUUUUUACUCUCGGACUCCACAGGAGCCGCUUUGCAUGAGCAACAGAUCAAAAUAAUCCUUAUUUAUUUUAUACUGGGCCUCAGUGAAGUGCUCUCAGUUGAUCCUCUGUGAAACACCAUUUUAGUUCUUCGUACUUAUUCCCAACAGGAAAAGCAUAAUAGGUCCCCUUUAAAGGAAAACUACAGAUUAACUUAAUUAAACUUGGAAGGACCAAAAACCUAAAGUUAAAAGCAUUAAACAUUUUUCCCGGACACAAAGUUAUGUGUGUUUAAACAAAAACACUGAAUCUGGUAUCCUGUGGUGUCGUUUUUACUUUGGCUUUACUCACAAACGGAGCACAUGUGACUCUUGGCCCUCCGGGGCAUUCAUACACGAUGUUUCCCUCGAUAGAAAUUUUUAAUGUUCACAAAGCUAUGAAAUGUCAGAAGGUAGUAGAGGUGAAAACACUUCUCUCUGAUCUGGUGUUAAAUACAACCAACGACUGACUCCCUGCCUGACUCACAGGCAGUCUGUCUGUUAUUCGUAUCUGUGUUGUUCUGCUCUAUUCUAAAAGAAACUGAAUGAUUUGUCAUUGUGUGUGUUUUAUAAUAAGGUAUCCUUUUUUUAUUUGAGUGCAAUGGGACCAUGUAGAGACUAUGUACGAUAGUAGCAUUGAGCAGGAUAAUCGAAAUCUGGAGACAUAUUUAUAGAUAAAUUGUGAGGGACACGCAGGUGCGUCAAUAUACUGUGUUUAACAUUUAAUUAUAAUGAAACAAGGUAGUAGAUUUAAUCAAUAUUUUGGGACUACAGCUAUAGGGUGUUUAAACACUUUUAAUAUCCCCUAUAUUGUAAAGGACAAUUAAAUUAUAUAAAAAAAAUUAAAGGAACCUAAUUAAAAAGGGAGGAGACGAGCUUAAGACAUAGAUCUCUGCCUGGUUCCACUUUUUGGAUGGAUAGCAACUCCUAAGAUUUGUUAGUAUUAUUAUCUAUGGUGCUUGAGAUACUUAUGAUCUAAAUGUUUGUACAAAUAUAAAUAUACGAAAGAGUCCAUUUCCCCCUGAAACACAAAACAACGCCUUUCAAAUGCUUCUUCUACAUCACUGUCAUCGUGUCUGUUGUUGUCGAGCAGAGAGCAUUAUGGGAGAGCGACAUGAGAGCAGUGGAAAUGAUGUCACUGUAUUGGUGUAAUUUGUCAAAAGCGUUGUAGUGCUGAUUUUUUCCUCCACUAAGAGCAAAAAACCAGAACGUGCUGUCGCUGAAACAGAAAAUACAGUUAAUUCAGUGAAGUUUUUAUCUUCACGUGGAUCUGAAUCAGCUAAUGAUUUCAUGUAGUGCAUACUGGCGGGGAUAGCCAAGAGAUAAUCUAGUGAGAAAUUACCCCUGAGAGCAAGACGCUUUUGACAAACUUGAGAGGCUUUUUUUGUUUUUUAAGAGCAUCUCUGAUCAUUUCCUGUUUUUAUCCCCGUGUUCAUUGUGCAAGUCAUGAAUGAAAGUUUAUUUAUUUGAGUUGCUACUUAAUGUUCUUAUUUACGUACACCUCAUGAUCUUACAAAGUUACUAUGCAUUGAUGAAAAAGAAAAAUAACUGUACAUACUUUGCUGAGCCCAUGUCAUAUAUAAAUAUAUAUACUGUGCACAUAGCAUAUAUGCCAUCAUUUUUAUUUUAGAUAUUUUUUUUGUUGUUGGUUUCAUUUGCUCCUGUUGUUCCUCUUGAGGAUUUCAAUGGGUUUGGUUCCCCAAACAUUCACAUGCAGAACAGGGAUGCUAGUUGAUUACAUGCAAAUCAGAAGCCUUCCAGUAUGAAGGCAGCUGUGUUGCUUUAAGAGAAACGUCUGUGUCUUAUGAACUGCAGCCCUGUGUAAUUAGCAGCGAGUGUUUUGGGAAAUCUAACCUCUAAAUGAGCUAAUGGCUUGUAUUGAACUAUCCUUUUUAAGAUGCUAUGUGGGAGGUUUCUUCCUUGAUAUGUUACUGCCAAAUCUAAUGGGAUAUCCCUUUAUUAUUGUAGUAAUAAUCAAAAAUUGCUAGAAACUAUUACAGCUAAAAGAAUAGCGGGGUGUUUUAAAUCAAGUUAUUCACAGAUUUCCAUCUGCAAAGUCACUCUGCACAACAUAAGCAUCACAUGAUCUAUGGAAUAAACUGACAAAUAUGCUGUGCUGGUGCAUAUUUUGUAGACACAUUUAAGAAUUAUAAUGUGCUAUCUGUAAAUCUCAUACAAGGCAUCUUAGGGAGCAUUGUGUGUUAAAGUCCGGGUCAGACCACAUUUACCAAAAACAGAUGUUAUCAUUAGCAUUAGGAGUCAACUUCUGCUUUGCUCAGUUGUAAGACACAGGGUCAGUUGUUUGAAGAUCUCUGGAUAACUAAAAAUAAAAAAAUCACUUUUCUGUUCCAGUCUCUUGAUAAAAAUGCCAGUUGUGAGACAUAUUCAUGCUAAAUACCCUCAGUAAUUCUAUUUAAAACAACACAUUAUCAGUGUAAAUGUGGAACAAAUGGUGCACAGGAGUCUCGCUGUGCUCAUAUUGUCCACUGCAGAUUUACCGUUUUUGUGAAAUCUGGUCUGACAUAUGGUAAAGACGGAAGAAAAAGAUGGAGGGAUGUAAAUAAAGGAAUGUAUUAAAAGA
Messenger RNA from Maylandia zebra (zebra mbuna), 11169 nucleotides. The record is from RefSeq and is a predicted model, not a curated record. NCBI's taxonomy places the organism in Eukaryota, Metazoa, Chordata, Actinopteri, Cichliformes, Cichlidae.